AUGCCUUUGAUACAGAGCUCGCAAGAUUACCUGCCUUACAUUGACGCGGUGCCGUCCGAGCAAGAGAUCAGUUUAGCACGCGCUCUCAUCCACGCCGAACUGCCUGAGGACCACAAGACGACACUACACCCUUCAAUACCAGAACGCACCCCCAUCAAUUUCAGCGACCUAGUCCAAGCCGAGCACCAUCGAUUGUCCUCGGGAGCAGAGAAGGAGCAGGGUAUCGACCUGUCACGCUACGAAGCCCAGGAUGCUCCUCCAACAAACGAUGCCGAACAAUGGCGCGCAACCCUUCAGCAAGCAUACGCAUCAUCAGAGUACCUAGAGUCGCGCCAAGUCAACUUGUCACUACUGGAAACAUACGGCAAGAACGCAUGGUUGAUCUCCAACGAUCAGCUCGAAGGAAUUCUGCGCGCCGCAGAGCGCGACGUCUCACAAAGGAAGAUCGAGCUUGAGCACAUCGAUAAGGCAAGAAGAGAUACUCAGGCCGCUCGUAAGGGUGAACUGGAAGCCCUGGAGCAGCAGUGGAAGAUUGGUGUUGGUCAGAUGAUUGAGGUCGAGGUUGCCGCUGAGAAGCUCAGGCUGGACAUCCUGGACAAGAAGAGAGCCGGCGCAAGAUGA
This is a messenger RNA of Aureobasidium namibiae CBS 147.97, 621 nucleotides long. RefSeq lists its product as uncharacterized. Gene Ontology annotation, biological process: mRNA processing. The transcript has 2 exons. Bases 1 to 621 code for a protein of 206 amino acids. The record is from RefSeq and is a predicted model, not a curated record. Gene Ontology annotation, cellular component: precatalytic spliceosome; catalytic step 2 spliceosome; Prp19 complex. NCBI's taxonomy places the organism in Eukaryota, Fungi, Ascomycota, Dothideomycetes, Dothideales, Saccotheciaceae.